Ictalurus furcatus (blue catfish) is the source of this 4671-nucleotide messenger RNA. RefSeq lists its product as uncharacterized. Gene Ontology annotation, molecular function: iron ion binding; oxidoreductase activity, acting on single donors with incorporation of molecular oxygen, incorporation of two atoms of oxygen; protein binding. The transcript has 15 exons. The record is from RefSeq and is a predicted model, not a curated record. Lineage: Eukaryota; Metazoa; Chordata; Actinopteri; Siluriformes; Ictaluridae. Bases 849 to 2849 code for a protein of 666 amino acids. Gene Ontology annotation, biological process: lipid oxidation; linoleic acid metabolic process.
GCUACUUCUGUUACGAAAACACGCUUCGGAGAGUAAAUACUAAAGUUGUGUCUCAAAUGACGUACUAUACACUUACACUAAAAUUAAAGCGGAAGCUUUCUGACAUAAUUGUGAAAAGGGUCUAUUAUGCAUAGGGUAUAUUCAGAGUGUGUGCUAGUGAUGGGAUGUCCGGAUGAUUUUACUGACUCGGAUCUUUGAAUCUCGGUCAGCAAAAUGAAUGGAUCUUUUUCGCGUCAUUUCGUUCAGUUCAGCAGAAUAUAAUUAAAAUAUUACGUUAAAUUCCCCAACACAUCUAGUACUUACGCAAACAUUGAUCACAUUUGGACUAAAAAAUAAACUAUAGGCUAAUGGAACCAAAGCCAAAUUAUAAGAAAGAGAACUGAAUAAUUAAUUGCUUAACUGGGUCUUCAGGCUAUGCAGUCUGUUAGUUCACCUCACCUCAUGAUCAGAGUCGUUCUUUCUUUUGUCACCUCACAUUUGUCACAUCUGUUCCCCGUUAACAGAAAAGAUUAGAUUCGAGUUCGUCAUUCGUUCAUCCCGUGACAUCACCUACAUAUACAAACUGUUAGCGCUCUCACAUAUCUUCCCUGGUGGUCUAGUGGUUAGGAUUCGGCGCUCUCACCGCCGCGGCCCGGGUUCGAUUCCCGGUCAGGGAACAAACAUUUUUCCAUCUUCGUGCUGGAUAUCAGUUACGUUUUUGAAUAUUCCUGGUGGGACGCUGUAACAAUUUCCAUAAGGAAGUAUAACAACCCACGCAUUCUGCGUAACUGAACAUCACACAACGCACUGAAUAUCGGCACUGUUUCCCUGUGCACACAGACAAGUACACUCCAUGUGAAGUCAGGCAAAUGGAGGGCAUUUAUGUGACAAUCCGAACAUCAUUAGCCCCUCUCUCGGGAUCAUACAACAUUCUGUGGGUCUCUCUGAUCGGUUCUCAAUGUGAGUGUCCACCAGUUAGGCCUUUUACAGACGCACAGUGUCUCCUUCCUGGCUCGAAUUGCACUGUUCUGGUCAAGCCUGAUGAGGAAAUAGGCACCGUGGUUCUGGUGCGUUUGCGGCUUGAAGCUCGGUCCGGCUUCCCCAAUCUCGACUGGCACUGUCUAGACGUGCAGCUGAAACGGAGCUCUGAUGCUACAGAAGUAGAGUGCUUCCCCUGCAACAGGUGGAUCAAAACUGCAGAUGGUGAUGUGGAGCUCCGCAGCAAUAGAGUGUGCCUGCUGAAAUGCGAGUCACUGCAGAUACUUCGAGAGCACAGGGCCAGGGAACUCCAGAAUAAGCAAAAACAUAUCAGAUGGAGGACUUUUGUUGAAGGUGGCCUUCGUUGCAUUGACAUGUCCAGUGAUCAGGCCCUGGGUCCCAACUUGGGUUUCACCCGACAAAGCCAAGGUGUCAAUGUGCACUACCUUAGGGGUUUUACUGAUAGAGCUGAACCAUGGAAUAGCAUGAAGGAACUGGAGAUGCUAUUCAUCCACAAUGGAAAAGAUAACACAGUUGCCAAGUAUGUUCAGGCUCAUUGGAAAGAAGAUACAUUUUUUGGUUAUCAGUGUCUGAAUGGAUGUAAUCCUCUAAUCAUCAGACAGAUCCACUGCCUCCCACCUAAUCUAGCUGUCACAUCUGAGAUGCUCAAGGAUUUCCUGCCAGAGCGGUCUUCUCUAGAGCAGGAGUUAGAGAGAGGAACUAUAUUUCUCCUGGACUAUGAGGUACUUGAUCAGCUACCUGCUAAUGUUAUCAAUGGCAGGCAAACAUACCUGGCUGCUCCACUGUGCCUCCUGCAUUACAACCAACAUGGAGAGCUGAAACCUAUUGCUAUCCAGCUUCAGAAAACCGCUGGUCCUCAAAAUCCUGUCUUCCUGCCAUCUGACUCCGCACCUGACUGGCUGUUAGCAAAGAUAUGGGUCCGUAACGCAGAUUUCCAGGUUCACCAGCUCCUCUCCCACUUCCUUUGCACUCACUUGAUAGGAGAGGUGUGCUGCAUCGCCACGCUUCGGAAACUGCCAGAGAUACACCCUCUGCAUCAGCUUCUGAUGCCCCAUUUAAAGAAUUCUCUUCAGAUCAAUAUCCAGGCUCGAGCUUCUCUUCUAGGUCCUAAUGGUGUUUUUGAUAAGGCUAUAGGCUGUGGCAUUAAGGCAUUGCCUCUUAUGCUUGCUCGAGGCACUGACCGACUACGCUACACUUCACUGUGUGUCCCAGAUGACCUGAAAGAACGAGGACUGGACAAGCUGCCCAACUGUUACUAUGCACAGGAUGCUCUGAGGGUGUGGAACGUACUUCAGAGGUUUGUGGCAGGCUGGGUGGAAUUGUAUUACCAUGAUGACCAGGAGGUCCAGUUCGACUCAGAACUCCAGAGCUGGAUCCAAGAGAUUCACAUUGAGGGAUUUCUUGGUCUUACACAUACAGGUUUUCCACAGUCAUUUCAGACCACAGCAGAACUGAGCAAGUACAUCACCAUGGUGAUCUUCACAUGUUCAGCACUACAUUCAGCUGUCAACUUUUCUCAGGUAGACUUCAAUUUAUGGCUGCCGAACUCCCCGGCUUCCAUGUCACGGCCCCCUCCUCAGGUGAAAGGCUCAGUGACAGAAGAAGAUCUUUUGUCGUUCCUCCCUGAUGUUAACAGCACUUGCAGUGUGCUCAUUGUGCUGUCCCUGCUGUCAAAGCCUGCUCUUGACUAUGUGCCCUUGUGCCAGUACCGUGAGUGGUACUUCAGCAGCGGUGCCCCUCACAAGCUUGUCGAAAUGGUACAGCAAGACCUGAGGGCCAUCGCUCAUGACAUCCUCAAGAGGAACAGCAAACUGGAGCUAGCUUACCCCUACCUCUGCCCAGAUAAUAUUGAAAACAAUGUGGCUAUCUAAAAGAUUCAAUCACCAUCAUUCAGUACCUAAACAAAUUGAAUCACACAAACAGCAUAAUUAGAUUAUGCUGCUGUUUUAAAUUUCUUACAAUAGAUCUUUUGAAGGUUUAGUAUAUAGUUUGAAAACUAAUUAAAGUUUUUCCACAGCUGCAUGAGUCUUGUUAAUUCUGUUUCAAUUCACAUAGAUACACCAAACAGCCAUAACAUUAAAACCACAGGUGAAGUGAAUGACACCGAUUAUCUCAUUACAGUGGCAGCUGUCAAGGGGUGGGAUUUAUUAGGCAGUAAAUGAGCAGUCAGUUCUCAAAGUUGAUGUGUUGGAAGCAGGAGAAAUGGGCAAGCAUAAGGAUCUGAGCGACUUUCAAUGGUUAGACGACUGGGUCAGAACAUCUCCAAAACGGCAGGUCUUGUGGGGUGUUCCCGGUAUGCAGUGAUUAGUACAUACCAAAAGUGGUUGAAGGAAGGACAAUCGGUGAACCGGCAAUAGGGGACAUGUGUGUCGCUUUCCUGGGGAAAAGAUGGCACCAGGAUGUACUAUGGGAAGAAGGCAAGCUGGCGGAGGCAGUGUGAUGGUCUGGGCAAUGUUCUUCUGGGAAAUCUUGGGUCCUGGCAUUCAUGUGGAUGUUACUUUGACCCAUACCACCUACCUAAACAUUGUUGCAGAUGAAGUACACCCCUUUCAUGGCAACGGUAUUCCCUAAUGGCAGUGGCCUCUUUCACCAGGAUAAUGAGCCCUGCUACACUGCAAAAAAUGUUCAGGAAUGGUUUGAGGGACAUGACAAAUAGUUCAAGAUGUUGGCAUCCAAAUUCCCCAGAUCUCAAUCCGAUCGAGCAUCUGUGGGAUGUUCUGGACAAACAAGUCCGAACCAUAGAGGCCCCACCGCAACUUAAAGGUUCUGCUGCUAACAUAUAGAUAUAACAGAUAUCACAGCACACCUUCAGAGGUCCUGUGAAGUCCAUGCCUUGAAGGGUCAGGGCUGUUUUGGUGGCACAAGAGGGACCUACACAAUAUUAGGCAGGUGGUUUUAAUGUUAUGGCUGAUCAGUGUAUGUAUCUACAUUGAUUGGUAGUGAAAAAACAAAACAAAAUAACAUUAUAUAUAUUUGUAGCAUAUAUUUAUUGUUUCAAUAUAACACACAAGAGAACACAUAACAGGUAGAUGUGCUCAGUGUUUUGUGGAUGUCACUGUAAGACACAAGGUAUCAUCAAAAAAGAAGUCGAGAGGUUAUCAUCAAAUUAUUCAUUGAAAUCUACUCCACCACCUCUUUUGAAAUUACGCAUGCCUUAUGACCUAUGAGAUCUAAAUUCUAGGCUGGAGAAAUCUAAAAAAUAUCCUGAAAUUUAAUGAUAAUAUCUGGAUGUCAUGUCUACACUGGAAUCAGCGCCCAACUACAAUUCCCAGAAUACAGCACAGCUUACAAACAUGGCCGCCAAGGACAACACCACCCAACAACCACAGACUGGCUGUGUCCGAAAUCGCAUACUGUCACAGCUUUGUCACAGCUUUGUCACUGCUUUUCAUCUACUGUGUAGCAGGGCAGUAUGGAUAUUCGGACCCAGCCUCUCUCACAGUCACAUUCACCUGAUUACUGAUCACACACCCCUGGACUUAAUUACCAUCACAGCUACACUCACAGUAUAAAAGGACUCUUACUCCAUGCACAGACUGUGGAGCAUAUGUGCUUAGUUUCAGGUUUUCUUCUUUGUUUUUGCCUGCCCUGGUUCAUAGUGUUUGUUCAUCACUGACCCUUGCCUGAACCUUGGCUCUGCCUUUGGAUUAGUCUCUGUGUUGUUUGUUACUUUUAAUAAAACAUUAAACUUGA